Molecule: messenger RNA, 1467 nt
Organism: Didymella exigua CBS 183.55
Lineage: Eukaryota; Fungi; Ascomycota; Dothideomycetes; Pleosporales; Didymellaceae
Product: MFS general substrate transporter
Exons: 6
Coding region: 1-1467 (488 amino acids)
Biological process (GO): transmembrane transport
Cellular component (GO): membrane
Molecular function (GO): transmembrane transporter activity
Source: RefSeq, a predicted model, not a curated record
AUGGAGACUAAAACCCAAGAUGCGAUCGUCGAGAGCGAGAAGAAUGCCCGCCGCUACGAUGAGAAAGCGGACCUUGAGAGCAUCAGGCCUGUCGCGGGUGGAAAUGCAGACUACACGGGUAGUGUAGCGAAGACGGAUCCCAAGGAGAUAGCGCUCGUGCGGAAGAUCGACUGGAGACUUAUGCCUACGCUGUGCACCAUGUACUUCCUCAACUAUGUAGACCGCAACGCCAUCGCGCAAGCGCGCCUCAACAAUCUCGAGGAAGAUCUCGGCAUGACGGGCGUGCAGUUCAAUACGACAGUCUCCAUCCUCUUCGUCGGCUACGUGCUCAUGCAGAUCCCGUCCAACAUGCUGAUCACGCGCAUCAAGCCGGGCAUCUACAUGAGCUCGUGGAUGCUGGUGUGGGCCGUGGUGUCGGGGUGCACGGCGCUGGUGCAGACUUUCGGCGGCCUGGUUGCGUGCCGCUUCUUCUUGGGCAUCACCGAGGCCCCGUUCUAUCCGGGCGCGACGUAUAUGCUGAGUAUCUUCUAUACGCGCAAGGAGGUGGCUACGCGUAUUGCCCUCUUGUACUGUGCCCAGAUCCUGGCGACUGGAUUCUCGGGCUUGAUCGCUGCGGGGGUCUUUGCUGGCUUGGAUGGAGCCAAGGGCAUCGCUGGCUGGCGAUGGCUCUUCAUCAUUGAGGGCGCGGCGACAGCCUUCGUGGCUGUCUUCGGCUUCUUCUUGCUCCCCAACACUCCUCUGACAACAUCCUGGUUGACGCCUGAGGAGCGCCAGAUGGCUCACGACCGCAUGGAGCGCGACCGUGUUGGCGAUGCGGGCGAGAAGGUCAGCAUGAUGGAAGGCCUCAAGCAAGCGUGCAAAGAUAAGCGCACGUGGCUGUUCUGCUUGAUGCAAAACUUCCACCUAAGCGCCUGCUCAUUCAACUCGUUCUUCCCCACCGUGGUCAGGACUCUCCGCUUCGAUCGCACCAUCACGCUCGUCCUGACCUGCCCGCCUUUCCUCUUCGCCGGCGUAGCAGGAAUCAUGACUGGCUGGAGCUCCGGGCGCAUGCACGAACGCACCUGGCACAUCACGGCGGGCCUGUCGGUCGCCAUCGCUGGAUUCGUGAUCGCAGCCAGCACCAUGAACACGGUAGGCCGCUACAUCGCAUGCUUCAUUUUCCCCGUGGGCGCAUACUCGGUCAACUCGGUCAUCAUCGGCUGGGCGUCGUCGACUCUCAGCCAGACGAAAGAGAAGAAGGCGGUUGUGCUGGCCAUGACCAACGUGGGAGGCCAGAUUGGGUAUAUCUACGGUGCGUACCUGUGGCCGGACACGGAUUCUCCUCGCUUCGGCAUUGGCUUUGGUGCGUCUGCGGGCUUUGCGUUGCUGAGCAUUGGGUGUGCGUGGGCGAUUCGUGUGAUGUUGAUCAAGGAGAACAAGAAGCUGAGGGAGUCGACGGACGGAGACAUCAACUUGUACGGAUACUAG